ACAACCUGGCCACUGGAGAAGUUUCUGCGCAGCGCAAUGGCUGCCCAGUGCGACACUUUAAGCGGAUACUUGCAGCAGUCGGACCAUGGCUCCAACAGCGAGCGCAGCACCGACUCUCCCCUCCCGGGAUCCGAGGAGGAUUUGAGCGGACCCCAUCCGCUGCCAGAUCCGGAGUGGACUGAGGAGAGGUUUCGGGUGGACCGCAAGAAGUUGGAAAUCAUGUUAUUAGCUGCCUCUGAGGGGAGAGUCAACGGCGGGGAGGACUUCUUUCAGAAGAUCAUGGAUGAGACCCAGACGCAGAUAGCCUGGCCCUCCAAGCUGAAAAUCGGAGCCAAGUCCAAAAAAGAUCCACACAUCAAGGUGUGCGGGAAGAGGGAGAAUGUGAGGGAAGCCAAAGACAGAAUUAUGUCCGUCCUUGACACAAAGAGUAACAGGGUAACCCUGAAGAUGGACGUUUCCCACACGGAGCACUCGCACGUUAUCGGCAAAGGUGGCAACAACAUCAAGAGGGUGAUGGAGGAGACGGGGUGCCACAUCCAUUUCCCAGACUCCAACAGGAACAACCAGGCAGAGAAGAGCAACCAGGUGUCCAUUGCGGGGCAGCCAGGAGGGGUGGAGGCAGCUCGAGUAAAAAUAAGGGAGCUGCUCCCUCUCGUGUUGUCUUUCGAGCUUCCCGCCAUCAUGCAGUCUGACCCCAGCUCCCCCACCGUGCAGCACAUCUCGCAGACGUACAACCUCACAGUCUCCUUCAAGCCCCCGACUCGCCUCUACAGGGCCACCGGCGUGGUUCGUGGCUCACAGAACAACGCCAACGCCGUCAAGAGGGGCACGGCUCUGCUGUUGGAGCACCUGGCUGGCAGCCUGGCUAGCACCAUCUCAGUCACCACCCACUUGGACAUCGCACCCCAGCACCACCUCUUCAUGAAAGGCCGCAAUGGCAGCAACAUCAAGCACAUCACCCAGAGGACGGGAGCCCAGAUCCACUUCCCUGACCCCAACAGCCCCCAGAAGAAAUCCACAGUCUACAUUCAGGGCACCAUUGAAUCGGUCUGCCUGGCACGGCAGUACCUCAUGGGCUGCUUGCCUCUGGUAUUAAUGUUUGACAUUAAAGAGGACAUUGAGGUGGAGCCCCAGUGUAUCACAGCACUCAUGGAGCAGCUGGACGUCUUCAUCAGCAUCAAACCAAAGCCAAAACAGCCCAGCAAGUCUGUCAUAGUGAAGAGCGUGGAGAGGAAUGCAGUGAACAUGUACGAAGCCCGAAAGUUCCUCUUGGGUCUGGAGAGCAACGGUGUGUCGUCCUCCUCGCCCUCUGUGGGGUUAAAUCCCGCAACCAACGGCCCGUCCCCGUCCCUCAUCUGCCCCGUCGGCCUGGACAUCCUGGCCUCAGCUGGCCUGGGGCUGAGCAAUCUGGGUUUCCUGGGUGCGACGGCUCCCCACUCCCUCACCAACUCUGCUGCCCCAAACGCCGUCCUCAACAGCCUAAACUCCUCCAUGAGCCCCCUGCAGACCCCAAGCCCCAGCACCCCCACGCCCUCCCCCUCCCUCUGGCCCAGUUCACUCACCAGCACCCAAGGCUUCUCAUCUCAGCUGAUGCUGCACCCUGCCACCCAGGCCACCCUGAGCAGCAUCCUGCUGUCAGGUGUGCAGGGCUACACACAGAGUACACCGUCCCCUCCGCCUGGCCUCGCCCCCAUAGACAAGCAGCCCAACGGGGUCCCUGACUGCGCCAAGGGCCCCUGCACUCUUAAUGGACAUGUCAAGCACCCCAGCUCAGUCUAUGGGAGGAUAGCAACUGCAGCACUUGCAGAGACUGUUUUGAGUCCAGCCCCGUGUGACUCGGUCCAGGAGGCCAGUGGACACAAUCCAUCAGAACCGCUGUCCAGCAAGUCCAGCCCAGAUGAAGGCUCUGACACAUUUGUGGAAGUGGGCAUGCCCAGAAGCCCCUCUCACUCAGCCAAUGGGAGCGAGCUAAAACAGAUGCUGGCUUCGUGUAAGACGUCGUCAGGGAAGCGACAGGCUGUGGAGCUCCUGCAGGGCACCAAGAACUCCCAUCUACACUCUGACUGCCUUCUCUCGGACGCUGAGUCCAGCUCAUCAGACAGUCCUGUGGCGGAUAAGAGGGCACCCGGUAGCGAGAGGGCGGCUGAGAGGGCGGCACAGCAGAACGAGAGGGAGAGAAUCAGGCUGGCACCGCAGACCUCCUUCGCCAACAUGCAGGCAUUUGACUACGAACAGAAAAAGCUGUUGGCAACCAAAGCUAUGUUAAAGAAGCCUGUGGUGACUGAGGUGCGGACCCCGACGAACACAUGGAGUGGUCUAGGCUUCUCUAAGUCUAUGCCAGCUGAGACCAUCAAGGAGCUGCGGAGAGCCAAUCACGUUCCGUACAAGCCCAGCAUGAGCACCACCUACGAGGGCUCCCCGCUGUCCUUGUCUCGAUCCAGCAGCCGGGAAGGCGUCGGGAACGGCAGCGACUCAGACAACUGGCGAGAGAGGAACGGCACCGGCAACGGACUGCCGAGUCACGCCGAGUUCCCCUCCGCUGUCAGCAGCCCGAAGAGGAAGCAGAACAAAUCAGCUGCAGAGCAUUACCUCAGCAGCAGCAACUACAUGGACUGCAUCUCUUCGGUAACCGGCAGCAACGGCUGCAGCCUGAACUCGUCUCUGAAAGGCUCAGACCUGCCUGAGCUGUUCAGCAAGCUGGGCCUGGGGAAGUACACAGACGUCUUCCAGCAACAAGAGAUUGACCUCCAGACAUUCCUGACUCUCACAGACCAGGACCUGAAGGAACUGGGCAUCACCACCUUUGGAGCCCGCAGGAAAAUGCUGCUCGCCAUCUCAGAACUAAACAAGAACAGGAGGAAGUUAUUUGAGCCACCCAUCAGAUCCUCUUUCCUGGAAGGGGGAGCGAGCGGCCGCCUCUCCCGUCAGUUUCACGCAGACAUGGCCAGCAUCAGCGGGCGAUGGUAGACACCUCCAGACCUCCACGCCGUCCCAAAACCGUCCAUGAUGGAGACCUGACUCCAGUAUUUCUCUGUGCCUCAGCCGCCCAGGUUUCAGUGGCCGUUUACCCUCUUCUCAGCUUCAGCUGAAUUAAGACUGUUCACAAUGUUCCUGUUGCCAUAUAGUAUAAAUACAUAGUAUAUUAAAAAAAAGCCAUAGUUUUACCUGAAGUGCCAACAAGAAAAAAAGGGAUGUCUCAAAAACAUGAGGUUCAGUGUUCACUCCUGAUAGAGCCAUUGAGUCUAUCUGGAGUAUUUAUAUAUGAAGUUUGUCGUUGUGUUCUGAAGAAGGGUACUGUCCAGUAUUUCUGUCCACGUCUUGUUCACGGGAACAGGCAGAAUGAUUAGUACAAUCAUUUUACACAUUGAUACUACCUGCAUUUGUGUUAUGCUGUUGUAUCAGUGACAUGCACUUUAAUAAUACUAGACUUUUGCCUGUGAGAGCCUAAUUCCUUAGAUUGAAAUAAUGCUAACUAUGCAUUUUUUUGUAUUGACUAAAAGCACAGAUGCAUUUUGUACCAAACCAAAUGUAAGCACUUAACCAGUGAGAUUAGGGGCGCCAGCAGAUGUAGUGCAAAAUAUGUCAGCACGCCAAAGUGGUGACGUCAUCAACUUUAACAUAUAUACCAAAGGAAAGUAUCAUUGUGGCCUUUGACCUUUGGCUGCCUUAAGUGUUUUGAUUGGUGGACAUUCCUCUGAGGUCAGUGUUAGUGUCCAACCGCAGUCUGUUUGUGUGUGUAUUUCUAAACAAAACAAAAAAAAUUCAAGUAUUUUGUACUCAUUAUGCAUUAUGAUUUUAUUUUUAGUUUUUAUUACCAUUUUAGGGGAACGGGUGGGAUGUUUAACGGUAAUCAGUUUACAUAUGUAUUUUUUAUACAUUCAUGAAUGAGUUUCUAUGAUUUUGUAAUUCGAUUAUUAGUAUCUUUUACCUUUUUUUUUUCCCCUGCCCUUUAAUCUGUGGAGCCGUAAUAUGGCUGUGCCAUUAGACAGCAGCAGAGACGUGAGGCAGUUAGGCUCAGCUUUAGAGGCCUCUCUCUGAUUGUGUCAACAGGCAUCUUUCUGUGGUUUUCCUUCUGUGUUUGUUUAUAGCACACGGCCUUUUGUCUCAUCUGUUAUUUGUCAGCGUUGGCCUCCCCGUGGCCCCUUCUGUGUGCCUAAAAUCUCACAAAGCACUCCUCCAUGUAUCCGGACCAUGAGUUGCUAUGCUAGAACUGUUUUUUUUUGUUUUUUGUUUUUUUUUGGUGAGUGUGUGUGUUUGUCUUCCUUUUCACUGGCUGUUCCACUCAGAGCAAGGAAAGAAGGCCAUGCCUCUGUAGCGAAAAGUGCCAAUGUACAUAACUAGUUCUUCAGCAGGGAAAUAUUUCGUUAAGAACACCAAUAUUUUGGUCUGAUUGUAUUCUCCAGAUAGGAGGUGCAUCACACAAAGAACCAGUAUGCUUACAGCCAAGUUGGUUUCCCAUGAGCAUUUCUGCAAGACACACAACGAAGGAACCAAAGUCAUCAGAAGGACUGUGAGAUUUAGGAAGAAAACAAAUACUAAAUAGAAUUUGGAAUUUUCUAGUAUCGGUCUUGUGAUCUAAUAUCCAGAACACCUGGUUAAGCAGCGUUUAAUGAAGUAGCAGAAUUCUGCGUGCAGCAGCAGUGUUUAUCCUCAAAGCUUGUGUCUUUUCUGGGCUCCUGCAUUGCGUUCGGUCAUGUGUUUCGGAAAGGAAAACAUCCUUUUUCAACAGUUCAUUAACUUUGGAUCACUCAAGUGUUUUUGUGUGUGUGUGUGUGAUGUUCUUGAGAUUUAUCUGAGGAUUUAGUCCACAAGCCAAUCCAUCUUUCUAGGUCCUGAGCAUUUUGUAUCAAGUGCAAUUAAGUGCCUCUUUGUAAAGUUUUUUUUUUUUUUUUUCCUGGGAAAAUGUGUUUAUAUUUGACGUUCAAUAAGUAUAAAAGCUACGACUGAAGAGUUUUUCGUCUUGGUUAAAAUGAGAGUACAGUGUAAAAUCUAUUAGUUACGUGGAGGACGAAAUUAUCACUGUGCACUGCCUGAACAUUAAUCGACAAAUUUUACUAUGAAAGGAAGUAACAGCAGUCCUCACACAAUCUCAAAGAAGUCGACCGUUUGUCACCUGUUCGAUUCGCGACGAUUCCCCCUUAAGGUGACUCGAUCAUGUUUUCUUUUAACCACUUUCCUCUCUCCCUCGCAUCUGAUUUGAGCCAUUCUCAAUGUGGUUGUCAAGUUAAAUAACACUAUGCUAAAUAUUAUUCUGACACGGUUGCCGACGCCAACCAGGUAAUUGUUUAUUUUUCCUUCGAAGUCUUAGGAAAAGAGCUGAGGAGGGAGAAAGCUAAUAUAGAAAGGGAUUCUUUAUCCUGAGAGGAACCCGGGGCCGGUUCGCCCCCACUCAUCAUGGUACUACAUUGAAACUGUUGAGCACUGAUUCUCCCAGUGCUGUGACUCGUGUUCCUGCCUAGCAGACAUUUGUUUUCAUGCUUCACCUUGUUCGGAUGUGUUUGUUCGGAGGGCAAUAUAGGUUCUUGUCAAGUGAAUGUUGUUUAAAAAAAAACAUUUUGAUGCAUGCAGAUUGAUUACGGAUCAGUGAAGGGACUCAUCAAGUCAAAACGUUUACUGCCAGCAUGGCUAGUCUUUGCCCUUGAUAGAAUAGUUUCACAGUUAUGUCUUUGAUUUGUUGUUGUAUUAGUCAUAUUGUUGUUCCCAAAGGGAUUUGUUUGAAGGAGUCUUUGUACUGCAAUCAAAUGGUACAUUUAUAAUAAAUGUAAACCACUAAGAAAACGGUGUAAUACAUAACUUUUGUACAACUUUUUCAUCUUAUGCAACCAGUGUUUUUGUGUGAGACAGAUACGAUUCUGCACAAAGUUCCAGAGAAAAGAUGAAUAAACAUUUCCAU
This is a messenger RNA of Chelmon rostratus (copperband butterflyfish), 5893 nucleotides long. Its product is annotated as protein bicaudal C homolog 1-like. The transcript is spliced from 21 exons. The record is from RefSeq and is a predicted model, not a curated record. Gene Ontology annotation, molecular function: RNA binding; protein binding. Lineage: Eukaryota; Metazoa; Chordata; Actinopteri; Chaetodontiformes; Chaetodontidae. Gene Ontology annotation, cellular component: cytoplasm. Bases 37 to 2967 code for a protein of 976 amino acids.